Messenger RNA from Cannabis sativa, 2921 nucleotides. Its product is annotated as protein ALTERED PHOSPHATE STARVATION RESPONSE 1. The coding region runs from base 526 to 2718 and encodes 730 amino acids. The record is from RefSeq and is a predicted model, not a curated record. Lineage: Eukaryota; Viridiplantae; Streptophyta; Magnoliopsida; Rosales; Cannabaceae. The transcript has 4 exons.
AUGAACGGAGAGUUCUGUAUUGAUUGCUUGGGUCUCUGGACUUAGAUUAUUUGGUUUUAAUUAAUGACUUGCUUUUUCACAUUAUUGCUUUAUAUAUUAUUCUCUUUCCCAUCUAAAAAAUAAUAAAGGACGAGUCACUAGUCUUUAUUUUGGACAGAACAAAGGCCAAUGCAUUUUGUGAUUUAAUAGAAUGUUGUCUCAUCUUCUAAGUGAAAAAUUUUCCAUUUUUUAUUUUUCUUUCUUUUCCCAGAAAAUAUCUGCCAAAGAAUUAAAUCCCAUCUCCAUUUUCAACCAAAGGUGGGAACUUUGGUAAUAUCAGUUACGCAAUUAUGUAUGCAAGAUACCAAAUGAUUCUUCUUUAACAGCUUUUUUGCAUAAUAAUCACUUUUUGUUUUUACCCGAUUCAUUAAAGGCAUCCACUGCUAUGGUGUGGCAUUUUAAGCAUGAGUACUCUGUUCAUGACUGUGCUGAAGUACUAGUCUUGAAUUAAAGACUGAGUGAGAGUUGAAAGAAGUGAGAGAAAAGAUGGGUUGCGUUACUUCUAAGAAGAAUGAAGAAGAAGACAACGGCGUCGUUUUGCUCUGUAAAGAGAGAAAACGUUUGCUGAAAAUGGCUGUAGAGAGCAGGUCAGAGCUUGCGGAUGCACAAUGCAAGUACAAUAAUUCGCUUUAUGCAGUAGCAGCUGCUAUAAGGUUGUUUGUUUCUCGGUAUUCUUCUCCAUCUUCACCACUUCUCAUUACAUUCCCUUCUAAUACUGCUAAUGCUACAACUUCUGAGACCACUGAGACCUUUCUUUCCAAACCCAUGUUCCUUCAACAGACACCAUCCCAGCCCACCCAUAAAACAGUUCCUUGUUUAUCUGAACCUUCUAAAGUAGAUGAAGAAGAAGAACAAGGAAACCCAGAUGAAGAAGAAGAAGAAGAAAGUGGAAGCCAAGAAAGUUUUGUUUGUGACCACUUUUACGGUGGAACAGCACCACCAAUGCCAGAACCACAGAGUGCUUUUCAGUGGGAUUUCUUCAAUCCUUUUGAUGGGGUGAGAACAGAGGAGGUGGCAAGUGGGUUUGGUGAGAAUUUGGAUGAGGAUUUGAGUGCGGUGAGGGAGCAAGAGGGGAUACCAGAUUUGGAGGAGGAUGGUGAAAAAGUAACUAGUGUUGGGAAAGUUGUGGAUGUGAAUGAUGGGGUUGUUUGUACUGAUGAAGCUAGGGGUGGUGGUGGUGGGUGUCAGGCAUUGGCCAAAGGGGAGGAUUGUUUAGUGAGCCAGGAAGAGCAAAAGUGUUUGAGUGUGAUUGACACACCCAAUGAUGGGAGAGAAUUGUUGGAGGCAUUGAAGGAUGUUGUGGACCUUUUCAUUAGGGCCUAUGAUUCUGGUUUGGAUGUUUCUAGGAUGCUAGAGACCAAUAUGGUUCAAGUUCAAUCUGCCAUAGAGGAAAUUAAAGAGAACUCGAAUAAGCUCAUUCGGUCUAUUACUCGAAGCCGAUCAACCUCAUCCACCUUAUCUUGGUCUCCUUCAUGUAAGAGUUUGCUUACAUCUAGCUCCAAAAGCUCUUCAACAUGGACAGAAUUCAAGAGUGAAAUGUUUGAUGAGUAUGGAGGAAUGGAAGCUGGGAGUCACUCUCUUACACUAGGAAGGCUUUAUGCUUGGGAAAAGAAACUUUACCAGGAAGUGAAGUCUGCUGAAGAAACAAGGAAAAUUUACGAGCAAAAGUGCUCUCUAUUAAGAAAUCAAAAGGCCAAAGGAGAUGGCAACCUUAGACAUGAUGACAAAACUGCAGCUGAAGUUGAUUCUUUAUAUUCUAGGAUCUUGGUUGCAAUAAGUAGAGCUGAAUCAAUAUCUGAAACAAUUCACAAGCUAAGGGAUCAAGAGUUACAACCACAACUCCUUGAACUGUUAAAAGGCUUAACGAGGAACUGGAAGACAAUGCAGGAAAUGCAUGACACCCAAAACCGAAUCAUGUAUGAAGUGAAAUCCUUUCACUGUCCAUCCUAUGGAAAAUUUUGCAAUGACUCACAUCGCCUUGCCACUCUUCAGCUCGAUGCAGAGCUUCAAAAUUGGCAUACUUGCUUUGCUUCAUAUGUUUCUUCACAGAAAGCUUAUGUUGAAGCACUUAAUGGUUGGUUAUCCAAGUUCAUUACACCUGAAAUUCAACACUACUCGAACAGCAGGCCCUUGGUGUCAGCUAGUGCAAUCAGUGCGCCACCAUUACUUUUAAUGUGUCAUGACUGGUUGGUUUACCUUAAUAAGCUUCCAGAUAAGGGAGUGAGUUAUGCCAUGAAAUGCUUUCGAAAAGAUGUCCAGGCUUUGUUGGUUAAACAAGGAGAGGAGCAGCAACGAAAAAGGAAAGUUGACGGGCUUGCAAAAGAGCUUGACAGAAAGGUUCUGGCAUUUCAAAAGGCAGAAAAAAGAGUGCUUGAAUCGAAGCUUUCGGGACAGGAGGCAGAAAUGCAUGUUAGGAGUAGGAUUGAGUACUUAACCGAGAAGAAGGAACAGUUGGAUAUGUUUCAAAAGAGAAUAGACAUGGAGAAGGUGAAGCAUCAAACUAGCAUGCACGAGACACAAAGAACAGCAGUGAAUGGAUUUCAGACUGGAUUUUCUUCACUUUUUGAGUCCUUGGCUGAGUUCUCACAGGCUGCAGUAAAAAUGUAUGUCGAGCUAGUGACAUUCAGCGAAAGUUCAAUGUCAUACGAAAAUGGUAGUAAAGCUUCAAUAAAAGAAUAAGCUUAAGCAUUUCAUUUUUAGUCAAUUGAUAGAUAAAACUUGGGAAAGAGUUUUGAGUUCUGAAUUGUAUAGUUGUUUUAGUUAAGUUAUUGGAUGUUUGGUGCUUCCUAAUGCAGUAGAAUAUAAUAUGCUUUGCUCAUAAGUGUCUUUGCAGAUGUAAAACAUAAAAUUAUUAGAUGUAUACAAAGAGGUAAAUUGAAACA